Messenger RNA from Grus americana (Whooping crane), 2338 nucleotides. RefSeq names its product E3 ubiquitin-protein ligase TRIM7-like. The record is from RefSeq and is a predicted model, not a curated record. Gene Ontology annotation, molecular function: protein binding; zinc ion binding. Lineage: Eukaryota; Metazoa; Chordata; Aves; Gruiformes; Gruidae. The coding region runs from base 406 to 1833 and encodes 475 amino acids. The transcript is spliced from 8 exons.
CUUACAGAUUGGGAGCUGCAGGCAUCCUGCACGGCCAGAGCUGCAGAGGUGAUCAAGAAGAAAGCAAAGCUUAGAUUACUCAUUUGCAAUUAAACCCGCAACUCCUUGGCUUGAGCACGUACGGAGGAAGGAAAGAGCAGCAAACUUUUGAAGAUCUUGAAACGCCUUUUGGAGUGACUCAGGUUUCAGAGAAGUGUUGCAAAACUGCGUUUCAUGCAGAAAACAGCCUGAAAUUCCCCUUUCUCCGCCCCUCCUUCCUUUUACAUCCUUUAUGAGGCUGCACUUUUCAAACAAGACCUCUCAGUUCAGAUAGCUAAUCGAGAAAGAAACUGUCAGCUGCUGCCGAAAGAUAAAAAAAAACAUAAUUCAAUGAAGCGAAAGUAAUCUUGUUAUUCUUCUUCAGCCAUGGCCGAGUGCGACCCACUGGAGAGUCUGCAGAAAGAAGCAUCUUGUUCCAUCUGCCUGGAUUAUUUCAGUGACCCAGUGUCCAUCAACUGCGGGCACAGCUUCUGCCGGGACUGCAUCACACGAUGCUCGGGAAAAUCAGACCGGAGAUUCACCUGUCCCCAAUGCCGAGGAAUUGCCCAGAAAAGAAAAUUUAGACCAAAUCGUGAGCUGAGGAACCUGGCGGAGAUCGCCAAGAAGUUGAGCUCAAGGGCAGGGUAUGUGGCCGAAGCGGGCAGCCUGUGCCUGAAGCAUCAGGAACCGCUCAAGCUCUUCUGCCAGGAGGACCGGAUGGCCAUCUGCGUGGUGUGCGACCGCUCCCACGCUCACCGUGCUCACACUGUCGCCCCCAUUGAAGAAGCUGCCCAGGAGUGCAAAGAGAAAAUCCAAAGCAAACUGAAGAGCCUCAAAGAUGAAAGAGAAAGGCUCCAAGGAUUAAAACUCACUGGGGAGAAGAGAAGCCGGAAGUAUCUGCAGCAGACAAGAGCCGAGAGGUGGAAAAUCAAGUUGUUGUUUAAGCAGCUGCACCAGUUCCAGGAUGAGCAGGAACGUCUCCUCCUGAUGUGGGUGGAGGACGUGGAGAAGCAGAUAGUGCAGACCCAGACAGAGAAUGACAGGAAGAUCUCCACAGAGAUCUCCCACCUGGGCAACCUCAUCCAGGAGCUGGAAGGGAUGAGCCCACAGCCGGAAAAUAAAUCCCUGCAGGAUGCCAGGAGUGCCUUGACCAGGUGUGAAGCAAGGAAUUUCCAGCAACUGACAGAGAAGCUUCCCAGAGUGGAAAAAAGACUCAAGGAUUUAUCUCAGAAAAACAUCAUUCUGAAGGAAGCCCUGAGGAAAUUCAAAGAGAGUCUCCCAGUUGAACUGGAUGUGCAAUGGGCAAACGUGACUCUGGAUCCAGACACAGCAAAUCCCCACCUCAUCCUCUCUGAGGACCGGAGGAGCGUGAGAUGGGAUGAAACGCCACAGAAUUUGCCCAACAAUCCCCAGAGAUUUGAUACCUACUGCUCCGUGUUGGGUUGCGAAGGCUUCACGGUGGGGAGGCACUACUGGGAAGUGCAGCUAGGGAGCAGGGGAUUUUGGGCUGUGGGGGUGGCCAGAGACUCGGCGUGGAGAAAGGGUUGGAUUAACCUUGACCCCUCCCAGGGGAUUUGGGCUGUUGGCAUCUGUGGGGACAGGUUUCAAGCUUUCACCUCCUUCGAAACAGUCCAGACUCUGAACGGGAGGCCAAGGACUAUCCGGGUCUCUCUGGAUUAUGAGAAGGGACACGUGGCUUUCUUCGAUGCCGAUAAUGAAACCUUGGCUUUUGCUUUUCCUCCAACUUCUUUCAAUGGAGAGAAAAUCCUGCCUUUCUUCUGGGUUUGGGAGUCCAGGAUCCAGCUGACUCCCUGAGACAGGAUGGGCAGCAAGAUGGACGUUACAUGCUCUCGACAAGCCUUUGGUUUGAUUCAGGAAACCACGCUAUAUUUCAGGACUCUACAGACAGUAAAGAAUAAAGUGGAGCAAAUGAGUCCCGGUGUCCACUUUGAAUCUCAUUCUCAUGGGGUUUUUCAAGAGCAGCAGAUUGAGAAGGGAUCAUCUUGGGCAGACCUCUGGAUUUUUUUUAACAUUUGGGGACUCUCCAGGAUAUUGCUAGGGAAUAUCACCCUGGGACAAGCAGGUCAAUGAAGCCUGCAAUUUGUGCAAGAGCCUCUGGCACACCAAUUUCACUGCUUUAAUCCCUCCUACUCCUCUCCCAUCCUUUCCAAUUUUUCCAUACCUUGACAUUCAACAAUGUUAACUGUUGACAUUUCUGUGCCUUAAAAUAUAUCUUGGUCUUUUAAUCAUUAAAGGACUGUUCCUGGAUAUCUGCAAACUUGCGACGAUGAGGAAUUAAAAGUAAACAUGUGAUUCAAAG